AUGUCCAAUAUCCAAGAUAUUGAGGAUUUGAAUGAGGAAGAUAUUGAUGAAGAUGAGCUCCUGGCCAUGUUGUCACCAGAGGAGCUGAAAGAGCUUCAGAGUGAGAUGGAUGUUAUGAUUGCGCCUGAUGAGAAUGUACCAGUGGGACAAAGGCAAAAAGACCAGACAGAGAAGCCUCCAACUGGAACUUUUGAUCACCGCUCGCUCGUGGAUUAUAUGUACUGGGAGAAGGAGUCCAAACGAAUGCUGGAGGAGGAGAGAGUGCCUGCCACUUUACUACCGAGUGAGAAACUCUUACGGGAUGAAGCUGAGAAGAAAGAACAAGAAGAAACAGCCGAUGAUGUGGACGUUGUUUACGAAGUGAUAGAGGAGGUCAUCAUGGACGAGGCCGGAGAAGGUGAGACUACCGAGGAGAUUAUCGAAGAAAUCAUUGAGGAAAUAGUAGUUGAAGAAGAUGACGAACCGUGUCAAAAAAGCGAUGAGACGGAGAAAGUAAAUAUCACACCAGAACAAGAAAAUGGCACUACAGAUAACAUUAAAGAGGAGGAAGAUACCGGCUGUAGAGAGAGCAGUGAAAAGGGGAAAGAUGACACCCAACUGACAGAAGAGCCAAACAUUCAACUUGAGAUUUCGAAAUCAGAAAACGCAGAACACAAAAUGAGAAAAGAGACUGUAGAGGACAAUUCCCCUUCUACCGCUGAUGAAAAACACGAGACGAAAGACGAGGCGGUAGAAGACAAUUCCCCUUCUACCGCUGAUGAAUCGAAGGAACCCCCGUACAAACCACCUCCUAGAGAAGAAAAGAAAAUCAACAAAUUAAAAAUACCGCAGCUAUCACUCGGAAAUAUCAAGAUGACCUCCAGGCCUUCGGGGAACGAGACAAACUUGGACUCCACUCUGGACAGAAUCCGCAACAGCAACCCGUCCGUGACCGAGGUGAACCUUAACAAUAUCGAAAACAUUCCCAAAGAGAUGCUUCUAGAUUACGUCAACGCUCUGAAGAAGAACAAGCAUGUGAAAACGUUCAGCAUAGCCAACACAGGAGUGGACGAGAACAUUGCCUUCCACAUUGCCAAUAUGUUGAGAGAGAACCGCAGUAUUACUACGCUGAACAUUGAGUCCAACUUCAUCACAGGGAAAGGAAUCGUGGCUAUAAUCCGUUGCCUUCAGUUCAACGAGACCCUGACAGAAUUGCGAUUCCACAACCAAAGGCAUAUGCUGGGUCACCAUGCGGAAAUGGAGAUCUCUCGCUUGCUCAAAGCCAACAACACGCUGCUGAAGAUGGGAUACCACUUCGAACUGCCCGGUCCAAGAAUGGUGGUGACCAACAUACUUACGAGGAACCUGGAUCGGCAGAGGCAGCUGAGAAAGGAAGAGCAAAAACAACAGCAGCUAAAGGAGCAGAAGGAGAUGCUUCAAAUGUAUGAAAACAGUCUUAAUCUUCCGCCAGGUUUGUUGCAAAUGUUGGGGUACCCGAUAGAGGUUCUGCGAGAGCAUGGGGUAAUUCCACCGUUGGAGGCUAUAACUGAAUCUAAAAACAACGAAGAAGUGUCGUCAAAGCAGCAGAUGUCAAAGCAGCAGACCCACAACAGCAUUCCCAAACCCACAAAAGAACCAGCACAGAACAACCCACUGAAAGAUGUCCAGCUCAAGAGGACGCCCAAGAAGCGAGAUCCGUUUUUAGACAUAGACCCCAGGGAACGAUCAGAUAAUAGGGCAGGUUUUCAGCUGAAGAAGACCCCAAGAGGGAGGGAUGCAGCGGGCGAAGGGGUGACAGACGAAAGACCGAAUCUGGGGGCUGUUAUAAAGACCCUAAAGCCGAUCCCACGCAGAAGAGUGCCUCCCAAAGUAGACGUCACCCCAAGGGACCAGCUUCUAGAUCAGAUCAAACAGAGCAACGUGGCUUACCUCAAAGCUGUGCCACUCCCUAAAGAGCUGGAAUCAAGUGAAACGAGUCUCAUCUGA
Messenger RNA from Knipowitschia caucasica, 1965 nucleotides. The record is from the annotation of a GenBank genome assembly. NCBI's taxonomy places the organism in Eukaryota, Metazoa, Chordata, Actinopteri, Gobiiformes, Gobiidae.